Messenger RNA from Spinacia oleracea (spinach), 2087 nucleotides. RefSeq names its product serine/threonine-protein kinase BSK2. Gene Ontology annotation, molecular function: protein kinase activity; protein binding; ATP binding. The record is from RefSeq and is a predicted model, not a curated record. Bases 309 to 1802 code for a protein of 497 amino acids. NCBI's taxonomy places the organism in Eukaryota, Viridiplantae, Streptophyta, Magnoliopsida, Caryophyllales, Amaranthaceae. The transcript has 10 exons. Gene Ontology annotation, biological process: brassinosteroid mediated signaling pathway; protein phosphorylation.
GGUCAGUUUCCUUCUCCAAUCUCCUCACUCCUCAAGCACGUGAUCCAUCAUGCUCUCAUCAUGUGACCUUCUCCCCCACUUCUCUUCUCUUCUUUUCUCUCUGCCCUUUUACUCCCCCACCUGUUCACUUUGUCACAGAUUUACUGUCUCUUCUCUCUGCAAAUUUUGCUCAUUAUUCUUCUGCUUUCUACUACACACUUCAAAAUUUUAAAAAUUAAAAUUGAAAAUUGAAUUCAGUUUACAGUUGAAUGUUGAUCUAAUUAAUCAAACAUUUCCAGAAUUUUAAAUUGAUAAUGUGAAAGAAAGUUAUGGGCUGCAUACAGUCCAAAACGACACACAUCCCUUCUCCAAACGACGCUUCUCCUCUCCCUGAAUCCGACAAGCAAAUCUCAGCAGUUGGAGAAGUAGGAGAAGGGGAUAAUCAGCAGCAGAAAGUGGCAGCAUUUAAGGAGUACAAUUUAAGUGAGCUUAGGAAAGCUACAAAUGGGUUUAGCACAGAAUGUAUAGUUUCUGAAAGUGGGGAGAAAGCACCUAAUGUUGUGUAUAGAGGAAGACUUGAAAGUAAUCGUUUCAUUGCUGUUAAACGCUUUUCGAAACACUCUUGGCCUGAUGCUCAGCAGUUUCUGGAAGAAGCAGCUGGUGUUGGAAACGUCAGGCAUAAAAGAUUGGCUAAUCUCAUUGGCUGUUGUGCGGAGGGCGAUGAGAGAUUGUUGGUGGCUGAGUUCAUGCCCCAUGACACUCUAUCAAAGCAUCUUUUUCAUUAUGAUAAACAGCCUCUUCCCUGGGAAAUGCGUGUGCGAGUGGCCUAUUAUAUUGCAUUGGCUCUCGAUCAUUGCAAUGCAGAAAACCGGAACAUUUAUCACGAUUUAAAUGCAUAUAGAGUGCUUUUUGAUGAGGAUGGUGAUCCGCGUUUGUCCACUUUUGGCCUAAUGAAGAACAGCAGAGAUGGUAAAAGCUACAGUACAAACUUGGCCUACACACCACCUGAGUUCAUGCGGACAGGAAGGGUCAUUCCCGAGAGUGUAAUCUACAGUUACGGAACCAUUCUACUCGACCUUUUAAGUGGGAAGCAUAUACCUCCUAGUCAUGCAUUGGACAUAAUAAGGGGAAAAACCUCAUUGGUACUGAUGGAUUCAUCAUUAGAAGGACAGUACAUAGACGAGGAUGCUGCUACAAUGAUCGAAUUAGCAUCAAAAUGCCUUCAGUAUGAGGCCAGGGAUCGACCUGACAUCAAAUUCCUUCUUGCAGCAGUAGAUCCCCUGCAAAAACAAAAAGAGGUUACAUCUCAUGUUCUAAUGGGGUUGCCCAAGACUGCAGUAGUGGUGCCAGUAAUGACCUCUCCUCUUGGAAAGGCUUGUGAAAGGAUGGACCUGACAGCUGUGCAUGACAUAUUGCUUAAAACUGGUUAUAGAGACGAAGAGGGUGCUGACAAUGAGCUCUCAUUUCAAGAAUGGACACAACAAGUUCAAGACAUGUUGAAUACAAAGAAAUCAGGAGACAUUGCAUUCAGAGAUAAGGAUUUCAAGAAUGCUAUUGACAACUAUUCAAAGUUGGUGGCAAUGAUGCCUGUACCUUCGGCCACUGUGUUUGCUCGGCGAACACUCUGUUACUUGAUGACAGGGCAACCCGAGCUUGCCCUAAGGGAUGCAAUGCAGGCCCAGGUAUGCAUACCAGAGUGGCCCACGGCCUUUUAUUUACAGGCUCUUGCACUCUCCAAGCUAGGGAUGGAAGCCGAUGCACAGGAUAUGCUGAAUGAUGGUGCUGCCUUUGAAGCCAAGAGGCAAAGUAGCUGGCGAGGCUGAGAUUCUUUCUUCUUUACUUACUUCUGUAAUAUUUCUGUAGCAUUUCUUGAAUUCUUUUUCUUUUUCUUUUAGCUUGAUGAGGUGCUGGUUUUAAUCAUACAUUCAUAUAUAUUAGGGUGAUAGUGCAGUAUAUUUUAGAGAAUAGAUUGCUACAUUUGUGUUAGCUCGUGUUAUUGUUAUCCGACGGGGGGUAUUCUGUCGGAGCUCUUCAAAACCCCCCUGUAUCGUACUGAUUACCAAACUAUGUUGUUUGGAACCAAAUAAAAAUGCAACCACGUUAGCAAA